Messenger RNA from Oppiella nova, 310 nucleotides. The record is from the annotation of a GenBank genome assembly. Lineage: Eukaryota; Metazoa; Arthropoda; Arachnida; Sarcoptiformes; Oppiidae.
GACGAGGAGGCCGUUCACUACAUGCAAGCGCUCAUUGAUGUGAGCGUUAAAGCAGUCAUUCCAGCCGUUGUCGAGCAGAUCCACAAAAUGGCUCAGUAUUGGAGGAACUGAUUACUGAUUGCCUUAUCAUAUGUGCCUUAUAUUCGGCUUAUUAUUUAAAUUGAAUUCAUAUAAAUUGGAAAUUAUCGACACUUUUCAUAAUUUAUUCAAUAAUGUAUGAAUUUUGAGUUUAAAUAUAUUUUAAAUUAUUAAUGUAUAGAACGGCUUAUAAGGCGACCAAACUGUCCAAAGGUUUUAGUUCACACGAAAG